Messenger RNA from Dovyalis caffra, 807 nucleotides. NCBI's taxonomy places the organism in Eukaryota, Viridiplantae, Streptophyta, Magnoliopsida, Malpighiales, Salicaceae. The record is from the annotation of a GenBank genome assembly.
AUGCUGAGUGAUAACUUUAUUUUUUGUGAUGGUUCUGUUGGCAGGAUCAUGAGACUCUCAAGAGCUGGUUCAGCUCUAAGGAAAUUAAAAUGUGGGGGCGAAGGUCAAGCACCAAUUGUAGUUUUGAUCAGCAAUGUUGCAAGAGCUGGAGAUGUAACUGCAAUGAAGCUGCAUAAGGUUUUGAGAACCGCACAGUUUUAUGUGGGCAGGAAUUGGGGACAAAGAAUGACAUAUACAUACACUGACAAACGACACAAUCUGGAAUCUUGGCUUGCAGAAAAGCAAAGAUUUAGAAAACUUCCACCAACACACUAUACUUUUGAGAUUGAGUCAUUCUCUUCACUGUUAGAGACUAAAUUGGAAAAGUAUGAAACUAAAGAUUUUGAAGCUGGUGGCUACAAUUGGAGAAUGGUCCUCUACCCAAAGGGGAAAAAGAAGGAAUAUGGCAGCCGUCACAUAUCUUUAUUCUUGGCAAUCUCAGAACCUGCUGGUGUUUCUCUCGGUUGGGAGGUUAACGUUGCUGCCACAUUCUUUGUGUACGAUGGAAUUCGUGACAGAUAUUUGGCUGUUCAAGAUAACUGGCGCUUUCAUAAGUUCAAGGCCGAAUCUUGUUGGGAGUGGAGGUGUUUACUGUUGAAGGAAGAAAAUGUCGAAUAUUGUUUUGAUACACCAGGCCAAGGGUGGGGUUUCAGAGAGUUCAUGUUGCUAAGUACUCUCAAGGAUCCAUCCACGGGCUAUCUUGUGAAUGACUGUAUGAUUGUCGAAGCACAAUUCGGUCUCAUUUCCGUGGUAACAGAUUUCUCUUGA